AUGUCCCGUUUCUUGAAACCUGAUAAACUUAGUAGUGAUGAAGAAGAAGAUCCUCGUGUAGUUCCAGCGAAACCAAUUAGUUCAAAAUAUGCGCGAAUGUUGGGCCACUAUGGUGCGGGGAAAGACUUCAUUGUUGGGAGCUCAAAAUCACAGCAGGAAUUUUAUGUUGUAAAGGUAUUCUUAAUAAUCUUUGUCGUUAUUUCAUGGAAUAAUAUCGUAGAGAAAAAUAAUUUGAAUACUGGUGAAACAAUAGACGAAAAAGCCACAUUAGAACUGCGCAAUAAACUGGGUGCUAAAAUAUUGAAGGCGAAAUUACAAAAGAAAACAGAUUUGGUUGAAAAGUUGGAAAAAGAACUACAUGCAUUAGAAAAUAAAGUAAAUUCAUCACCAGGGUAUAGAAUAUUGUAUAGAACUGACAGGGGUGAUGCACAAAUACCUCUGACUUUGAGAACAGCUGAAAAAAAGGAUUCAAAAAUUAGCGGAAGAAUAGAUGCGAUUCAUCACGCUGACAUUGGUAUUCGCGAUAUGGUUGCGGAAGAAAAGACAGCAGUAUCUGAUGAUCGUGUUUUUAAUUCUGCUUUGACUGCAGCGAAACAUCGCACAAACGAAGACUGGAUUUUGGAUGAUGCGAUGAUGUCAGUAAAGCGAUCACGAAAAGCAGAGGAAAAAGAGGAAAGAAGAAUUCGAAACGAUAUAAUACAACGUAGGUUCUUCGUUUCAAAUGUUUUAUUGUUGAUAAUACAUCAAUCGUUGCGUUUAGCAGCUCAUACUUAUAUAGCUAAUGGAUGUACACAAUAUAUUCUUUUCGUUUCGUUUUUUCAGCUCUAUUAUCUGAAACAUUUUUAUUUUCAGUUAAUUUAA
Thelazia callipaeda (thelaziosis nematode) is the source of this 861-nucleotide messenger RNA. Lineage: Eukaryota; Metazoa; Nematoda; Chromadorea; Rhabditida; Thelaziidae. The record is from the annotation of a GenBank genome assembly.